Molecule: messenger RNA, 917 nt
Organism: Oncorhynchus mykiss (rainbow trout)
Lineage: Eukaryota; Metazoa; Chordata; Actinopteri; Salmoniformes; Salmonidae
Source: RefSeq, a predicted model, not a curated record
UAGCGCUAACUCAUUUCACAAAAAUAAUAAUAUUUGAUAGACUGGUUUGAAUAAUAACCACAUUGAUACAGUGGUUUGAUACAAGAUAAUAUUUAGUGGCAUAGUUUUCUUGCUUUCACAGUAUAAGAAGUACCAGAGGAAGUGACGGCAGGGGGAAUUUGUUUCAUAGGUCUGUGGCCUCAGUCUGUCUGGUCAUGUCUGCGUUGUGAUCUAUUUGUUUUGUUGAUUUCUCUCCUCAGCUCAGUAAGAUGUUUCUCCUGUUUCCUGAGCCGCACUUCAAGAAGACCCAAGCACAAGUAGCGGAUGUCAGUCCCACACUGUUGGCUGAGUACACCUACACACUGAAGGAAGGGGGUUUGGUGUACACCAACACAGACAUGGAGGAGGUGCUUCACUGGAUGGUGAAACACUUCAGUGAGCAUCCACUGUUCACACGGGUCCCCGACACAGAACUGGUUGAUGAUGUCAUCAUCGGAGGAGGGGAAGAAGGUGCAGAGGAAUGGAAGGAAGAACUACCUGGCAGGUUUUCCGCAGAGUGGCAUACUAAAAUCCCAGUAUUACAGAUAUCAGUUGUAUUUGUAUCAGUUGUACUCUCUCCUUGCAAGGACAACAAAAUGGACAACCAAAACGACUGCUAGGUUUGCUCCAGGGGUGGAGCUUGGCCUGUCUGUCUUAAAUGUAGUUUCUCCCUGAAUGGUGGACAGGAAUAUGAAUGGGUCUUCAUUGGUCAAGGGUUUAAAUGGCCAGACUGAAGCAUUCCACCAUGAUCUUUUGUGAACUGGUGCCUGAUUUAGAAUUAUGAUGAUUCACCGUUAGCUAAUUUGACUGCUCUCUACGGCGUCCUGAGCUGGUGAUAAAUCUGCAAUGAAGCUGUAUUGAUUCAUUAUACUUUCAUGAAAGCCUUAAUAAAUAUUUGU